Molecule: messenger RNA, 1089 nt
Organism: Euleptes europaea (tarantolino)
Lineage: Eukaryota; Metazoa; Chordata; Lepidosauria; Squamata; Sphaerodactylidae
Gene: WNT8A
Product: Wnt family member 8A
Exons: 6
Coding region: 1-1089 (362 amino acids)
Biological process (GO): canonical Wnt signaling pathway; cell fate commitment; neuron differentiation
Cellular component (GO): extracellular region
Molecular function (GO): cytokine activity; frizzled binding
Source: RefSeq, a predicted model, not a curated record
AUGAAGAGAGGCACCUUUGUCAUCUUUGCUACUGUGGGGAUAUGCAGUGUUAUUUUCAACACGUCCGCGUGGUCAGUGAAUAACUUUCUGAUGACAGGACCAAAGGCAUAUUUGACCUACUCUACCAGUGUGUCAGUUGGUGCCCACAGUGGGAUUGAAGAGUGUAAGCACCAAUUUACCUGGGAGCGCUGGAAUUGCCCAGAGAGUGCGCUUCAACUCUCGACUCACAACAAACUUCGAAGUGCUACCAGGGAGACUUCUUUUGUUCAUGCCAUCAGCUCAGCUGGGGUAAUGUACACGCUCACCAGGAACUGCAGCAUGGGGGACUUCGAGAACUGUGGUUGUGAUGAUUCGAGAAAUGGGCGCGUAGGUGGAAAAGGCUGGGUUUGGGGAGGCUGCAGUGACAACGUCGAUUUUGGUGAAAGAAUUUCUAAACUCUUUGUGGAUGCGUUGGAGACAGGUCAUGACGCCAGAGCAUUAAUGAAUUUGCACAAUAAUGAGGCUGGAAGGCAGGCUGUGAGGUCAACAAUGAAAAAAACCUGCAAGUGUCAUGGGGUAUCUGGGAGCUGCAACCUCCAAACUUGCUGGUUCCAGCUUGCAGGCUUUCGAGAAAUUGGAAAUUACCUGAAGACAAAAUACAACAAGGCUCAGAAGAUGGAGGUGGACAAGAGGAGGAUGAGAGCCGGAAACAGCGCCGAAAGUCGUGGGACCACAGCAGGGACCUUCAGCUCUCUGUCAGUCAGUGAACUUGUCUUCCUGGAGGACUCUCCUGACUACUGCAUGAGAAACAUCAGCUUGGGCCUCCAUGGCACUGAGGGACGAGAGUGCCUGCAGGGUGGGAAGAACUUGUCCCAGUGGGAGAAGAGGAGUUGCAGGAGGCUCUGCACUGAGUGUGGCCUUAAAUUGGAGGAGAAAAGGACAGAACUUGUCACCAGCUGCAACUGCAAAUUCCACUGGUGUUGCAUGGUGAAAUGUGAACAAUGCAGACGAGUGGUCACCAAGCAUUAUUGCUCCAGAGGAGAAAGACCCCCUUCCAAUAACACCCGGAGACGGAACAGGGGACAUCGAGAUAAAUCAUCAGCUCCUUGA